Molecule: messenger RNA, 713 nt
Organism: Syzygium oleosum
Lineage: Eukaryota; Viridiplantae; Streptophyta; Magnoliopsida; Myrtales; Myrtaceae
Product: cysteine proteinase inhibitor 1-like
Exons: 1
Coding region: 144-506 (120 amino acids)
Molecular function (GO): cysteine-type endopeptidase inhibitor activity
Source: RefSeq, a predicted model, not a curated record
AAGAUAAGCAUUAAUUUCGACGCCCCACCAAGAAAAGUAAAGCAUAAAUAAACAUCCACAAUUAUCACAACCCAACCGCCCCAAGAGAAGACCCAAGAAAACAGCUAACAAAACCAGAAACCGAAGCUGAAAGCCCUCCGAAAAUGAGACUCCUCAUCCUCGCCACCGCCGCCGUCCUCCUCCUCCUCCAAGUCUCGGCCGUCGGGUCCGCCCGCACGGAGCCGCUGCUCGGGGGGUGGAACCCGAUAAAGAACCUGAGCGACCCGUACGUGAGGGAGAUCGCUGAGUUCGCCGUCAAGACGCACAAUGACAAUGCCAAGACGGGGCUGCUGCUGAAUAAGGUGGUGAAGGGCGAGACGCAGAUCGUCUCCGGGACGAACUACAGGCUCGUCGUCGAGGUCAAGGACGGGGCCGACACGAAGAGCUUUGAGGCCCUCGUUUGGGACAAGCAGUGGGAGCAUUUCAGGCGUCUCUCGUCGUUCAAGGCCGUUCAGGGCAACGCGUGAUGUCGUCGUUUCGUCGUACUUCUGAGUUAUUACUAGUAAUCCUCAGUCAUAUUACAGUUUCAGUAGUUUGAGAAUAAAUUAAGAGUCUAUAGAAGUAACAUCUUCUGGCUGUUUAUCGUUAGCAAAUGGAAGCUUCAGUCUGAUCUGAUGCGCUGUUUCUGUUUGAAAACUUUGGUAUAAUUCGAGGGAUCCUAUGUUUUCCUUUCC